This is a messenger RNA of Dendrobium catenatum, 3271 nucleotides long. Its product is annotated as potassium channel AKT1. Gene Ontology annotation, cellular component: membrane. The coding region runs from base 223 to 2952 and encodes 909 amino acids. The record is from RefSeq and is a predicted model, not a curated record. Gene Ontology annotation, molecular function: voltage-gated potassium channel activity; protein binding. Gene Ontology annotation, biological process: transmembrane transport; potassium ion transport. The transcript is spliced from 10 exons. NCBI's taxonomy places the organism in Eukaryota, Viridiplantae, Streptophyta, Magnoliopsida, Asparagales, Orchidaceae.
GCUCCCGGUGGCGCCGAAAGAGAGAGAGAGAAAGAGAGAGACAGGCGGGCGGGGGGAGCCUCUCUCUCAAAACCGAGGGAGAAAUAUACAGAUUACAGAGGCUAUUUAGGUAUCUUGGUUUUGUUUUGCGAAUGAUGGAAUGCUUGAAAAAGAAGCUCUUUUGAAGCUCCUAUUUUCUGUUUUUUUUUGUGAUAUGAAGAUAAAUCUUUGAAGUGAGCAGAAAUGGAGGAUAAGAGGAAAGGAGCAUUCAAUGUUACGGCGAUGUGUGGACUCCAAGGGGAGGUUCUUUCGAGGGAUGGAAGCCAGUAUAGUUUGUCGGCUGGGGUGCUUCCAGCGCUUGGGGCCAGAGGAGGUAGAAGGCUUAAGCUGCGUUCCUUCAUUAUAUCUCCUUAUGAUAAAAGAUAUAGAGCAUGGGAAACUUUUCUGAUUAUCUUGGUGAUCUAUACUGCUUGGGUUUCUCCAUUUGAGUUUGGUUUCAUCUCAAAGCCAACAGGACCUUUGUCUAUUGUUGAUAACUUAGUCAAUGGCUUCUUCGCAAUCGAUAUAGUCCUUACUUUCUUCGUAGCCUACCUUGAGAGCACAACCUAUCUAUUCAUUGAUGAUCAUGUGAAGAUUGCGCGAAAGUACUUGACCAGCUGGUUUAUCUUGGAUUUUGUCUCCAUCAUCCCUUCAGAACUUGUUCGUAGGAUGCUGCCGAGAAAGAUGCAGUCCUACGGGUUCUUCAACAUUCUUCGGCUAUGGCGUCUUAGAAGAGUCAGUUCACUUUUUGCUCGCUUGGAGAAGGACAGACACUUCAACUACUUUUGGGUCCGAUGUAUAAAACUCAUUUGUGUUACCCUUUUUGCCGUCCAUUGUGCUGGAUGCUUCUAUUAUCUUCUUGCAGCAAGUUAUCCCGACCCCGUAAUGACAUGGAUUGGUGCUACGAUGCCCAAUUUCCAUGAAAGAAGCUUGUGGAUCCGUUAUGUGACAUCAAUGUAUUGGUCAAUCACUACUCUUUCAACUGUUGGAUAUGGGGACUUGCAUGCUCAAAACACCAGGGAGAUGAUCUUCGAUAUCUUUUACAUGCUCUUCAACUUGGGGCUCACAGCAUAUCUAAUUGGAAAUAUGACUAAUUUGGUUGUUCAUGGAACCAGCAGAACUAGAAAGUUUAGAGAUACAAUUCAGGCUGCAUCUGGAUUUGCACAGAGAAACCAACUCCCACUGCGCCUCCAAGAGCAAAUGCUUGCACAUCUCUGUUUGAAGUAUAGGACAGAUUCGGAGGGGCUUCAACAACAAGAGACCCUUGAUAUACUUCCAAAAGCCAUCCGAUCGAGCAUCUCUCAGUACCUCUUCUUUAGUCUUGUUCAGAGAGUUUAUUUGUUUCAAGGGGUUUCUAAUGAUUUGCUUUUCCAACUGGUAUCAGAGAUGAAAGCUGAGUAUUUUCCUCCCAGGGAGGACGUGAUCCUACAGAAUGAAGCACCAACUGAUUUUUACGUGCUAGUUACUGGCACUGUGGAGCUAAUAGACCACAAGAAUGGGAUUGAGCAGGUUGUUGGAGAGGCAACGACAGGUGAUCUUUUUGGAGAAGUUGGAGUACUUUGUUAUAGGCCACAAUUGUUCACAUUCCGAACCAAAAAGUUGUGCCAGUUGUUGCGGUUAAACCGCACUACAUUUCUCAGCAUUGUUCAAUCAAAUGUAGGAGAUGGGACUGUAAUCAUGAACAACCUUCUUCAGUAUUUGAAAGAGCAGAAGGACCCAAUUAUGGAGAGGAUUUUGAGGGAGACAGAGGACACCCUUGCUCGGGGUCGAAUGGACUUGCCUCUCUCUCUUCGGUUUGCUGUCAUCAGAGGAGAUGAUCUGUUGUUGCAUAAACUUCUUAAGCGUGGUUUGGAUCCAAAUGAAUCUGACGGCAAUGGGCACACAGCCUUGCAUCUGGCGGCAUCAAAGGGAAGUGAGAAUUGUGUUCUUCUCCUGCUAGAUUAUGGAGCAGAUCCCAAUAGUCGAGAUUCAGUUGGAAAUGUUCCUUUAUGGGAAGCUGUACUUGGGAAGCAUGAAUCUGUAAUCAAGAUGCUAAUAGACAAUGGUGCAAACCUUUCUUAUGGUGACAUCGCCCAAUAUGCAUGCACAGCAGCAGAGCAGAACAGCAUAGACCUGCUCAAGGACAUUAUCAGCUAUGGGGGUGAUGUGAGUCUGCCUAGAAAGGAUGGGAACACAGCUCUUCACCUUGCAGUCUGUGAAGGAAACUUUCAGAUGGUCAAGUUGCUGCUUGAGCAAGGAGCUGAUAUUGACAAGCAUGACAUACAUGGUUGGAGCCCAUGGGAAUUAGCUGAACAGCAAGGCCAUCAAGAAAUCAUUUCGCUCUUCCAGGCAAAGAAAGCUCGAGAGAAUGACACCAAUCCCGGUGGACGAAAGGAAGAUGACAGCUCCGGCGAUUGGAAUGCUUCAACAGCAAACAGAUGUCUUGGAAGAUUCCGAAGCGAGCCAGCGAUGGUGCGAGAGUUGCAAGAAGGCAUGCCUUCCUCAUCUGAGGCUUCUUCAAAGAGAAGAAACCAGAAUAACAACUCUAGAAGCUUUUGCAACUCUCUAUUUGGCAUCAUGUCAGCUUCUCAUGCUGAUAAGAGUGGCAAUACACUGUUAUCAUGUAGCUCAACUUAUGCAAAAACUGGCUUUGGCUAUCACCCUGAUGGUCACCAUCAACAAGUUCAGCAUUACUAUCAUGGUUAUAAUCAUCAUACCCCUCUAAGGGUAACAAUCACCUGUCCUGAGAAGCGAGAUUCGGCACGUAAGCUCGUGCUUCUUCCACGAUCAAUCGAGGAGCUUCUCUGGAUUGGAGAUAAGAAAUUUGGUUUUCAAGCCUCCAAAGUAGUUACAAAGGAUGGGGUUGAAAUUGACGAUUUGCAGCUCAUUAGAGAUGGUGAUCAUCUUCUUCUGGUCAGUGAUUUAUGGAGGGGAAGAAAUAACAGCAUUCAAUAAUAUGAGAUACUGCAUGGGAAGAAAACUUUGAAGGUGACCAGUCUCCUAUCUUGAAAGCUUGAUUUGGGAAUUCUCUUCUCUUAAGAUGUUAGUUUAAAUACAGUUGCCAAUCCUCCCAUAAUAGGUUUUCCCUCUUAUUGUAGUAUUAUUUUAAAUGCAUCAUCAUUGGGAUAUGAGCCCAAGAUAGUCUGCAUUGAAAUUUAUAGAAUCACCUUUAGAUGAGAUUAAAUCAUCAAGGAGAAGUCAUUUGAAUUAUUUGUAAUUGAGAUCUUUAAUUAUUAUUGAUAACAUAUCUAUUUAUAAUGUGAAAUUUUGUUUU